AUGACCUGGGCCCCGAGCGCUCAUGCUGUGAACUACACAGCUACAGUCACUGGCGCCCAUGGUCACGUGGUCACAUGCUCCUCUGAAUCAACAACCUGUUCAGUAAAGUUGAACUGCGGAUAUCGGUACACAGCAACUGUCAUCGCUUCCAGUUCAUCAUGUGACAGUCUCACAGGGGCUACUGCAACAUUUGACUCAGCUCCUUGCUUACCUGACAGGGUUGAGGCAGAGCUCUACUGCAAUAACAACUCGUUUGCGGUGCAGUGGAGGGGAAGCGUUGGCGGCGAAACCUCUUACACAGCCAUCGCCAUUGGCAGGGAUGAUACCAACACAACCUGCAACACCACAAAUACACACUGCACCAUCCAGAACCUAAAAUGUGGCCUGAACUAUGGUAUUGUUGUCACAACACCUUCAGUCAGCUGUGGUCAGCUGUAUUCUGACUACAUGAUACAGUCAGCUCCAUGUGAACCAAACAGUGUGAUGGUGAAUCUACAGUGCAGCACCAACGUGGCGUUGGUGACCUGGGGAAACUCUGGUCCAGAUCAGACACAGGUGGUGUCAGCCGUGGACAGCAGAGGAGUGACAACCACCUGUAACUCCAGCAGCUCCAACUGUACUUUUGACCAGCUGCUUUGUGGGGAGAGCUACACAGUCAAUGUGGUCAGCCACACUAAUUCGUGCAGCAGUGAACCAGCGUUUGCCCAAGGAUUUGAAACCGCUCCCUGCAUGCCCACCCACGUGACAGCACAUGUGGACUGCGAUACCGGCAUCACUAUGGUAACGUGGGAUGAAUCACGUGGCGCCGCAUCUUAUACUGUCUACGCGUGGGGCAAUCAUGGUCACAACGACGAAUGCAACGCCACGGACACCUUUUGUGAUUUCCCUCACCUGGCGUGUGGACAAGAUUAUACCAUAACUGUUGUGGCUCGCCAUGACACCUGCGUCAGUUUGGUUAGCGAGUCCAUCUAUGCCAGCACAGGUCCUUGUCCUCACUCUGGUCUGGAGACUAUACUGGACUGUGACGCCAAUACAGUUGCGGUGUCUUGGACACACGGGAGUGGCAUUCGCUACUACAACACUUCCGCCGAUGCCUUUGACAUUACACAUGAGGAGACUUGUUCCACCAAUAGCACCUCCUGUAAUAUCAGCUCUCUGCACUGUGGGGAGAGCUACAAAAUAAGUGUUAGCGGACAAGGAUGGAACUGCUCCAGUCCUGCUCAGGACUGGCACCGCAUAGUUGCAGCUCCCUGCCCCCCGACCCACCUCCGUGUCGACUCUUCCUGCGAAUCAAACGACAUCUCAGUGUCCUGGCAAGCCUCGCAAGGCUCAGUGACCUACGUGGCGGUAGCAGAGAAUGCACAAGGCCAGCGAUGGAUGUGCAACACCAGCAGCACCUCUUGUUCCAUAUCCGGUCUGCUGUGCGGACAACAGUACCAGGUCUAUGUUGCUGGUGCAGAUGAAAAGUGUAUUGGAGCCAAAAGUAACAUUGAGGAGUUUCAAACAGCCCCGUGUGUACCACAGAAUAUCCAAAACGACCUAGACUGUCUAUCAGGUGUCCUCAACAUUACCUGGCAGUCAACAGGUUAUGCGCCAUACUUUCAUGCUUCCGUGGUGAGCAUCGAAGGUGACGUCAGAAUGUGCAAGACAGACACUCAUGACUGCAUAGUGCAGGGCAUGCGGUGUGGGCUCACCUACAAUGUGACAGUCGUGGCCCAAGAUGGUACCUGCAAUAGUUCCCACAGCCCAGCAGAGCAGGUCACCACAGCUCCAUGUGCUCUGUCAUCCUUCCUUCACACCGUGGACUGUGAGACCGGAAUUGUAUUUGUAAACUGGACCAACAGCAUCGCGGGUGUCAUGUACGCAGUGUCCGCUGUUGACGCUUCAGGUCGUGAGCAUAACUGCAGUGCUGCAAACAGCGGUUGUGGUCUGAACACACUGGAUUGUGGGAAAGAGUACAACAUUACAGUCACCCCAUCAAGGGAUGGAUGCGUGGGUACAGACAGCCCAACAAUGUGGAUUCAAACAGUCCCUUGCACACCUCACCUCUCUGAUGUGGAGAUCGACUGCCUUACAAACUCAGCCUGGGUGAUAGGCCAUGAGGCUGCAGGUGCAGAAGAUUACAUUGUCUUGGUGACAGACAGCCUCGGUGACGUCCAAAUGUUUCCGUGCAACUCCACUUCUGACAGCACUUGCGUUCUGCCUCUGCUGAUGUGUAGCCAAAACUUUACAUUCAGCCUGAAAGCCCGUGGCCAGCAGUGCACCAGUCAACCCAGCAACGUUGUCACAACUCACACAGCUCCUUGUCCUCCUGUAGUUCUAGAAAAGUCAGUCAGUUGUGACAACGGCACUAUCAGCAUCUCCUGGGCAACCGUUCCCGGUGCUGUAUCAUACACGGCCACACUGGAGCAGAUGAACAAACACACAGCCUGUUGCACCACGUCGGACACAAGCUGUGACAUCACUGGCCUGCCAUGUGGAGAGAUGUAUGUCCUGCUUGUCAUGGCCGAGGGACAAACCUGUAACAGUUCUCAGAGUCAAGGAGACGUAGUCAGGACAGUGCCAUGUGUUCCCCAAAAUCUCCAAUCAAGCCUGAGUUGCAUUGACAACAUGGCAUCCAUGUCAUGGAACCACACCAAUGGAGGUCAGAUGUACCGUGUGAGGGCCACAAGUAUGACUGGAGAGAUGGACGAGUGCAGCACCCAUGAAACAAAAUGUGACCUGACUGGCCUGAGCUGUGGGCAGCUUUACGCAGCGUCUGUGACGGCAGAGAACAGCGACUGUCAGAGCGAACCAAGCGAGAGUGUAACAAUCAAGACUGUGCCAUGCACCCCUGAAAAUAUCUCCUCCACGGUGGACUGUGACACAAAUUCUCUGAACGUGCACUGGUCCGAGAGCUCAGGGGCCGACUCUUACAUCGCCACUGUGUUGGACAGCAAUGGGCAGACCACAACAUGCCAGGGCACAAAUGGGUCCUGUGGCAUAAUGGGAAUAGGUUGCGGCCUGAUAUACCAUGUGUCUGUGGUCUCGUCUGAUGGUUACUGCAGCAGCCCGCCCACUAAAUUAAUCGACACUGUCCCAGUCCCCUGUCCACCAACUCAUAUUACGGCAGAGCUGGACUGCUACACACAAACUGCUACAGUGGGCUGGUAUCCAAGUGAUGGUGCUGUGUCUUACACGGUCAAGGCCACCAACCCUGGUGACCUUACGACCUGUGAAACCAACACUACCAACUGUGAUCUAGAAAGGCUGCUUUGUGGACAAAGCUACUCCAUCGCUGUCAUAGCUGUGGGAAGUACCUGCAGCACCGUCGCUUACAUGACUGGAAUGCUGCUUACUGAGCCAUGCAUCCCCAGCUACAUCAGCGUCUAUUACAGCCUAUCUAUUGGCCAGGUAUUGUGGAGCUCUACCGUGGGUGCAGACAACUACGCAGUGGAAGGCGUGACAGAACAGGGUCUGAUGGUCUCGUGUAAUACCAACAACACCUACUGCGUCCUGUACAACGUGGAGUGUGGACAGAUAUACAACAUUAGUGUCACGGCAAACAAUGUUGCAUGCCAAGGUGUGUCCACCUCAACUGAAGAGGUUCAGAUUAAGACAGAGCCAUGUCCGCCCACCAACGUUCAAGCAAGCGUGAACUGCUCAAGCAACAUGGGAAGUUUGUCAUGGGAGGCUAGUUUUGGAGCUGUAGCAUACGAAGCCCACCUCGCCGGACGCGACGGCCACUCUCUGUCAUGCUACACCGAAUACACUUUCUGUAGCAUCGAAGGCCUCCACUGUGGAAAUGUCUACUACACCACCGUCACUGCUAUUGGAGAAACACUCAACAGCACUCAGUCUACUACUAUGCAUCUGGACUCAGCCCCCUGUGCGGUUACAAAUGUGGCAACUUCCUUGGUGUGCCACAACAACACAGUAGAGGUGAACUGGAGCUUUGCCGAUGGAGCCGAUUCCUACAUGGUGACUGCAGUUUCAUCUGAUGGCCACCAGGCUGUGUGUGAGAGUCAUGAGCAACAGUGUGAUUUGACAGACCUGCUGUGUGGUCAGAAGUAUAAUAUCAGCAUCACGUCCAUCAGUGACCACUGCCAAGCUGAAACAGUCAGUGAGGUCACCUUCACCACACGACCUUGUGAGCCCUUAUAUGUUGGUGUGGACCUGCAAUGUGGGACAAGCACAGCCAAUGUGUACUGGGAGAAAAGCAAGGAAGUGGGGCUUUACAUGGCAGUCGCCACCUCCAGCAUGGGAAUGUCUCACCAGUGCAACUCCACCAAUUCCAGCUGCAAGUUCUCUGACUUGGACUGUGGAGAAACAUACAGAUUCUACGUAACUGCAUUCAGUGACAUGUGCUACAGUGAAAACAGCAGCGUUGCUUACAUUCAGACAGAGCCAUGCCAGCCAACAGAACUCAGAGCUGAUGGGUCGUGUGACAAUGACACAGUUGCGGUGUAUUGGUCGGGUGGUAAAGGUGCCACAGGCUAUGUGGUGACAGCAACAGGACACCUGGGAUAUGUCACAUCUUUCCAGACUGAUGAGGCAAUGAUCGAGACAGAGCUGCCUUGUGGCCAGCUGUUCACCUUCAUUGUAAAAGCACAGGAUGAUCAAUGUGAUAGUGCUGUGAGUCAGCCUGCUAUAUUCAAGACAGGCCCUUGUGUGCCCCAACAUGUGCAGAGUCACACACACUGUGAAGACAAAAUAGGCUCAGUUAGCUGGGCUGACACAGACGGUGCAGAGUACUAUUUGGCAAUUGCAGUGGGAGAGGAUGGCCAUACCCACAUGUGUACGACAGUCAACACAAGCUGCACUUGGGACGACCUGCACUGUGGAGAGCGGUACACUGUUCAUAUCAUAGCAGAUGACGACAUGUGCAGUAGCAUGCCAAGCAACAGCACUACAAUACAAAUGGCAAGCUGCAUACCCCAAAACUUGACAUCCACAGUCAACUGCACCACAAAGGUGGCAUCACUGACAUGGAAUCCAGUUGAAACUGCAGAUUACUACAUUGUGUCAGCCGGGGCAAACAGCAGCCAUGCUGUGCAGCUUAGCACCAACGACACCUGGACCUUCUUCCAUGAGUUCCUGUGUGGUCAGGUUUACUUCCUGACCGUGCAGGCAGUCGACUCAAUGUGCACCAGCCGCCCCAGCGAGCCAUCAGUACUUAAGUCUGAGCCUUGUCCACCUACCACUGUCCUCAGUACCUUGAACUGCGAGUCAGAGAUUGGUAUGAUAUCGUGGACUGGCUCUUCUGGUGCUGAGUUCUACAUUGCCACCAUAACCCAGCAGGAUGGUCAGUCACAAAGCUGCUGGUCUGAAAGUUUGCAGUGUGGCAUGCCAUACAUCCCAUGUGGACAGAAUUUCACAGUCACUGUCGUCGCCUCCAAUGAGAAUUGCAACUCAGAGCCCAGUGAGGAGAGCACACUGCAAUCAGGACCGUGUGUACCUCGUGAUGUAGAUGUCGCACUUGACUGUACAAGCAAUGAGGCUGUUGUUACCUGGAAUGCCAGCAAGGGGGCACUGUCCUACACAGUGAUUGCUCAGAGCACACUGGGGACUCAAUCCAUCUGUGAGAGCGUUGAACCAACUUGUACCUUGACCAACUUGACCUGCGGCCAGUCCUACUUUGUCCAAGUGGUGGCCCAGGAUGAUCUCUGCACCAGUUUGCCCAGCUCCCCUGCACAGUUAAAAUCCGUUCCCUGCACACCCAACAUUGACUCAGUGGUUUUUGACUGCUUCACCAACUCUGCCUUACUGGACUGGGCGUUUGCUGAGGGUGCCUUGAACUACUCAGCCACAGCUCAGUCUUCCAGUGGCCAUGUUUCUAUCUGCAACUCCAGUUACACCAACUGUGAGCUACUGAACCUACAAUGUGGCCAGACAUACACUGUUGUCACUAUUGCAUCUGAUGAGGAAUGCAGCAGCCCCACUAGCAACAGUUUGCUGGUUGAAUCAGCUCCUUGUCCCCCUGAUGGUGUGGUCACUCUUUUGGACUGUCCUACAAACACAGCUCAGGUGGAAUGGCAGGCCAGCAUGGGGGCUGAUACCUACGAGGUCCAAGCUGUUGGCAUGGGGGAAUAUGAAUCCCUCUGUGAGACAGGAACACAGUCAUGUGUCCUCUCGGAUCUCAUGUGUGGCCUGACUUACAAUAUCAGUGUGACCGCCAUUAACAGUGUGUGUAAUGUGUCCCAGAGUAACAUCACACAGCUAAGAGCAGCGCCAUGUGUUCCUCAACAUGUGGAGGCUCGGGUGGUUUGUGAGUCCGGUGCCGUGGCACUGUCCUGGGAGCCCAGCAAAGGAGCGCUAUCUUACACUUCAGUGGCCCACGGCAGCAGUGCCUACGCAUCAGUGUGUAACAGCAGCGUGACAGCAUGCCUGUUUGAUGAUUUGAUGUGUGGUUUCAACUACUCCAUCACUGUUAGUGCCACAGAUGAAAAAUGUACCAGUGCUGGAAGCUCUGUUGUGGAACUCAACACAGUGCCCUGCGUGCCACAGAUGGUAUCGGCAGAGAUGGUGUGCAAAGAUAGCACAGGUGUUGUGUCUUGGGAAGACGGUGAGGGUGUGUCCUCCUACAUGGUGCAAGCGUUUGGACCAAAUGGUCACCGGAUUGAAUGUAACAACAUGGCACCAAGUUGUCAGCUACCCAGCAUGUACUGCGGUCAGCUUUACAACCUGACAGUGACAGCUCAGGAUGGACGCUGUAAUAACAGUCACGCUUACCUCAACUUGCAGUCAGUGCCUUGCAGGCCCACCAAUGUUAAAGCUUCUGCGCAGUGCCGCUCAAACUCUGCUGCGGUGACAUGGGAGCAUGCUGGGGGAGCCAUCUCCUACCUCGCUGUUGGUGUCACAUCAGAUGGAAGCCACCAGACUGAGUGUAACAACACCAUGACUUAUUGUGAUAUGAGUGACCUGCUGUGUGGACAGACCUAUAAUGUGAGCGUAUUUGGUCAAGAUGAGUCCUGUUCCAGUGUGGAAAGUAAUACAACGUUUCUGCAAACAGCUCCUUGUCCACCUCAGGAUGUGGCUGUUGAUGCACUUUGUGAUGAAGGUGCCAUAUAUGUGUCCUGGUCAGCCAACCCUGAUGCCCAGUCCUUCCAUGUGGUGGCAGUGAGCCAAAGCGGGGCAAGGCUCUACUGCAACUCAAGUGGCACAGUUUGCACCAUUGAUAAUCUACCCUGUGGGGAGAGCUACAGUGUUACUGUGGCCUCUGUAAGAAAUGGCUGCGAGAGCGAGCCCAGCCCCGUAGUAGAGACUUCUUCAGCUCCAUGUGUGCCCACCAAUAUCAACACAUAUCUGGACUGUGUGACGAACUCCGCCUGGAUGAUGUGGGAUCCCUCUGAGGGAGCUGUCAGCUACUUUGUACUGGCUCAAGGCGUCGGCGGUCACAACGCCACCUGUACCUCUACCUCACCUCCAUGUAAUGUUCCAGAUCUGAAAUGCGGGAUGCAUUACACCUUCCAUGUGACUGCUGUCAACAAACACUGCCACAGUAAUCAGAGCACCCCCUUUGAGCUUGAGACAGGUCCGUGCGCCCUAACGUCAAUCAGCACAGCGACACAAUGCAACAGUGACACCAUCCUUGUCGAAUGGGCGAUGUCAAAUGAGACACCUUUUUACGUGGCCACAGCUGAGGGCUAUGACAAAUCUCUUACUUCUUGUAACAGCACCUCCAGUUCGUGUGAACUCCAGGGUAUCCACUGUGACAUGCACUACAGCAUCAUUGUAUCAGCUUCUUCUGAUAGGUGCAGCAGCCUUAGAAGUCCACCAGCAAUGAUCACAACAGCUCCCUGCGCCCCACAAAAUGUAACUGCGGUGCCGGCUUGUGAGGAGAACGGCGCCAUAGUGACAUGGGCCCACUCUCCUGUGGCUACAUCAUACCUGCUGACAGCUGCAGGGAGAGAUGGACAUGUUGCAAGCUGCAACAGCACCGUCAAUAACUGCACCCUUGCAGAUCUCCACUGUGGCCAGCCCUACAGCUUGAGCAUCACCGCCAGGGGCGAUAACUGCACCAGUGAACCUACUACUGCAUCUUUCAGAACAGUGCCUUGUGCACCUUCUGGCCUUGCAGUGUCUUUUGAAUGUGAGAACACUGCUGCCAUCCUUACAUGGACCUCCUCUGAGGGUGCUGCAAAGUAUUACGGCUGUGCCAAAUCUAUGAAUGGAGAGAUUCUUUACUGUGACAGCACCAUCACAUCCUGCACUAUCGAAGGCCUGCAAUGUGGGGACAUGUACAACUUCUCGGUUGAAGCCACCGACAGCUUCUGCAACAGUUCCUAUAGUGCGCCUGUGGAGAGAGGAGCGGCUCCUUGCGCUCCCACUGCUCUGGAUGUUGGGAUGCAGAGAAUAGACCAUAAUCAAUGGCUCAUGUCCUCGUGGGAAACAGUUGACUGUCCCAAUGUCGAGUACUUAGUGGAAAUAUCUGGUCAAAUCCAAGACAACCCACAGGCCCUGAUGAGUGUUUCUUCUUAUUGGCUGUCCAUACCAUACUUUGAGACCCUGAUGCCUUGCAGCACACCUUAUAAUCUCACAAUAAGCUCCAGAAACUCAGCCGGAGCCAGUGAGCCUUCUAGUGCCUAUAUGGGAGUCACAGCACCCUGUGCUCCAAAGAAUGUACAAUACACUGAUAGCACUGAGUCUGCUACACUCUCCUGGGAUGCAUCAGUGCUUGCCACAGGUUACACUGUCUACGAUGUCUCCGGGGAAGGCCGUGUUGUGCUUUGCAGCACCACCGGCCUCUCUUGCCAGCUGACCAACUUCAGUCCGGGUUACAUCGAGGUGACAGCCAGCAACGCUGUUGGAGAGAGCAUCCCAAGUGGAAACAUUACAGGUCCAGUAGGAUCUCGGAGGAAGAGAGAUUUGCGGGCUUCUCUGAUCCAUGCCACCUUUGACAAUGAGUAAGAAUUGUGGAAGGAAAUUAUUACACUGAGGCUGACCUCAAGCCUUGGACUAGCUACUGUAUCAAGCUGGCAGCCAGAAACCCCUGUCAGCCAAAGUGACGACAGCACGCCAAAAUGCAAAAUCACUGGUGGUGACUCCUAGUGAAACACAUCCACUUAAAAGGACAUUGGACUGCACAUUUUGUUUAUUUAGCUUAUGUAGAUUCUAGUGAUCCUAACUGGUAUGCUGCAUUAUAGAUGUAAGUGUAUUUAUCAUAAACUGUAUUAUUUUUGUAGAUAGGUAAGUGCAUAUUUUGGGCUGAAUAUCACAUUGUGAAUGGACUAGUCAACUUAAAAACUGGGAAUUUAUCCAGCAAUGUUGUAUAGCACCAUGCAGUGUAUGUAUUUUCUGAGUAAUGUAUGACAUGACUUCUCAAACAGAAAGUAGGCCUACUUC
This is a messenger RNA of Dunckerocampus dactyliophorus (ringed pipefish), 9324 nucleotides long. RefSeq lists its product as uncharacterized. Lineage: Eukaryota; Metazoa; Chordata; Actinopteri; Syngnathiformes; Syngnathidae. The coding region runs from base 1 to 8889 and encodes 2962 amino acids. The transcript has 37 exons. Gene Ontology annotation, molecular function: protein binding. The record is from RefSeq and is a predicted model, not a curated record.